Messenger RNA from Epinephelus lanceolatus (giant grouper), 1320 nucleotides. RefSeq lists its product as uncharacterized. The record is from RefSeq and is a predicted model, not a curated record. Lineage: Eukaryota; Metazoa; Chordata; Actinopteri; Perciformes; Serranidae.
AAUUAUUUUGGGCCUUCCAUUCUCUGAGGCCAUUGAUAUGUGGUCAUUGGGUAUUGUGAUGGCUGCCUUGGUCCACGGUGACUUACUGUUCCCAGGAGAAACGGAGUAUGAAUUAUCCAUCAUCAUUUCCCUCAACAUCAGGUGUGAUCCUGGUACAGCCUGCCGCACCAGAGAACACACUGCAGAUGGAAGACGAGGAGAGUGCAGUCAGUUUGAAGACUCACAUGGAAAAGUCAAGAAGUGCCUGGACCAGCAUCCAUCCAGACCACCACCGUCCAGCAUCAUCUCCCACCGUCCUUCCAUCAGGUGUGAUCCUGGUCCAGCCUGCUGCAGCCCAAAACAUGCUGCAGAUGGAAGAUGAGGAGAGGUCAGUCAGAUGACACCUCGACCCAAAAGAAGAAGAAGAAGAACUGUGUGCGGCAUUUCUUCUCGUGGAUGAGGAAGACAUUCUGCUGCUGCUGCACGAUCAACAAGGAUAUAGAAGGUGAAGAGAGAACUGCUGACAAGGGACAAACAUGACGGCGCCCACAGAAAACAUGUUUGGCUUCCUUCGAGAAUACGGACAGAGCUCUCACACCGCUUAUAUCAGGACAGGAUUGCUCAUAGCAGUGCCACGUACUCCCACAGGCUAACUCACAGCACUCUCCAGGGGACACGGUCGUAGGCCCUCUCCAAGUCCACAACACACACACUGAAUAUGAAGGUUAUGCCUUUCAAAAAUUAACAUGUCAUGUGGCAUCUGAAACAAUUGCAGUUAAGCAUUCAGGUGCAUUGAGCCCAGCACCUGUGUGAAAAGCUCAAAACUUGGUGGAAACACGUUUGUUCACAGAGAGAACUGCUGACAAGGGGAAAAACACAAAAGACCCCAACAUGUAGACUGGAUGGGCAAACUGCCAUGAUACCAUGCUUCCACGAUCAGGACUGACUCCGCAUUGCCACUUCUGUAUCUGGAUCUGAAGUUCAGCAACUGGCCAGCACCUCCUUUACUGGGAAAGCUUAUGCCAGGGAGGCUGAGCAGUUCAAUACCUCUAUAAGAGGAGCACACCCUUCCCCUUUUUAAAAAAAAGGAAACACCACCCCACACAGCACAACAAUUUUCCAGAGCCUUCAGCAUCACAGGGCAAAUCUCAUCCACACUUGGUACCUUGGGGCUGAGGAGCUGCUUACCUACCUCAGAUAACUGUGCCAGGGAUAUGGGCGAGGCUUGCCCCAAGUCUUCAAACUCUGCCUCAUCCCCAGAGGGUGUGUUGGUCAGGUUCAGGAGUUCUUCAAAGGGCUCUUUCCACCCCCUGACAAUAUUCCCAGGUCUCUUCCCUUGCU